Gaeumannomyces tritici R3-111a-1 is the source of this 1889-nucleotide messenger RNA. RefSeq lists its product as hypothetical. The record is from RefSeq and is a predicted model, not a curated record. The transcript has a single exon. Lineage: Eukaryota; Fungi; Ascomycota; Sordariomycetes; Magnaporthales; Magnaporthaceae. The coding region runs from base 164 to 1033 and encodes 289 amino acids.
CUCGUUGCUCCCCACCCAACCACUUCUCUGGUCGCCUACGUCUUCUUUGGUAUUUCAAGAGUAGACAGUCUUCGAGAGACCUUCUCACACUCCUUGAGGAGCCCGAGGCUCCUUUCAUACCGGCUUCCACCCAUCUUGAUACUCUUAUCCAGCGGCCGGCAAAAUGUUUGGCGAUAUGGGGAACAGGAUUCUCCGCAAAUGCCGAAGCGAGCGCAGACUUCGGGAGAAGGCCACCACCGAGCCUGCUCCUCAGCAUGUCCGAAAGGACAGCACCUUCAGCACGGCGUCGUCCGACUCGUCGGACCACACCAACCACCUCAGGCAACCCCGGCCGUCGACCGAUGGGGAUAACGGUCACCACCCGAGGAUGUCCGAGGACGACUGGGACCCCCUGCGGCUCCACCCACCCAUGAACGAUGCCAGGUCCCCCUACAUCACGGGUCGCCAGAGCGGCCGUCAGCAACCGGCCCCACGGACACCGGUUGUGGACAGCCACCACGGAUAUGGCAACGACGCCGACAUUGACGACAUUAUCGGUUCGUACGGCCUGACGGCCCUACGACCGCCACCACCCCUGGCCAACCGACGGCCACUUCUCCCGAGAAUGAAGACUGCCGAGAUGGACAUACACGAAGGAUUCGAUUUUGGUUUCAUUGGCGGCAGCCCAACCUCGCCAACGUCUGCCGAGAGGCUUCCUCAUCACCAUCACCAACCACAGCACCACCGCUAUCAAAACAACCUUCACUCGGCCACCUCCCCGGUCUCCAUCGCCGCUCGCCACCGUCGCCCGUCGACUGCAUCGUCGACGACCUCGGAUUGCUCGAGCAUCUUCCUUCCUUCUCACGCCUCGGCCGGCCUGCCGACCGCGCCGCUGCCGACGCCCCCGACAUUCAGCCAGGGCAGGCCCAGGCCACUCGGGAGUCCGGAGUCACCCAGCUACAUACUCAAGCGGGGAGACUGGAAGCGGAGAGGGAUCGUCUUCAUCUCCGAAGAGGCCAAGGUCACCGAGGAUGACUGCUUCGAGAUCCCCUAAACCACACACGUCCCACGAGCGCCGCAUCGGCUCGUUUCACUCUGUACUCGUCUUGUCCUUUGCUCUUAUCACGCCAAGUUGACAACUGCACAUUCGUUAUAUACCCCACAGACCAUUACUUUAUACUACAAGGAACAAUACCCCUCGUUUAUUUCCCUUCAUGUCUUCCUAUCACUUUCACAUACGUUUUUAUUAACUUGUCUUUACUACUGCGAGGCGUUGGAUUUAUCAGGAUAAGGAUAACACCAUUGGUCGGUCUUUUUUUUCUUUUCGACAUUACAACCGCAAGGCGUUCUGGAGCCAUUUCCUUUCCCCCUGAUUCCUGAAAAGCCCCUGGCGGCACUGAGUUAUACGGUAUUUUAUCCCUUAACAGUUUACACUUGCGCGCUGUCCUAUUUGCUAGAAGUUGGUUGAAUAUGUCUACUGCUUUCCAACCCCACUUUCAUUCUGGCCCUUCCAUGUUGGCUGUUGUGCAGGCCGCACCAGCGCUCGAGGCCUAGGACAUAAGCCACAAGACGGAAGGCUAGGUCCCAACCCCAACCCUCCCACCGAGUGCCUUCUUGCCGCUGGCAUCUUUCACAGCAGCGGCGGCGUUCCGCAUGUUUUCUCCAUCAGAUAGUUAACUACCUAGACGAUAUCGUGGAGUAGGGUCAAUGUAUCAAUGAAGUCGUGUAUUGAGAAUUUGGAUACUGUGUCGAGAAGAUUCUGGAACAUUUAUCUGCGUGUUUAUGAUUUGGGACUGAUGAAACAACAGAGGAGGGAUCGGUUGGGAGAUUUGUGGCCAUAUAGAAGCGGCGUCGAUAGAUCCAACCAGCACAAAACUAUUGACACCAGCAUUGUUCAUUUUCACAAAGCC